AUGCCCGCUAAGCCAGACACGCCCCUGGCCGACCAGCUUCGGUCCGAGUUUUGGGAGUGGCAUCGCAAGGACACGCAGCUUCUGUACGAGUACAAGGUGGCGUAUAGGGCCUGGAAGAUGUACAUCGCCAGCGAAGACAACAAGGCGAGCCCCGACUACGAAGCCAAGUCGAAGGAGCUCAUGACGACCGGCAUCAACACCCAGGUCGCCUGGGCUAAGCAUCACCGCUCCUUCGAGAACUGGAAGGCCGCCAACCCCGCGGUCGAGUUCAUCAUCAACAACAUUCACAACGACCUGAAAGCCUUCAACGCUGCCGAGAACGAAAAGACGCAGCGCGCCGAAUUCAUAAGGGAGCUCAAGGGCAAGGACGAAGAAGUCCAGAAGACCGAGCUCUCGGAAUACGACAAUUGGCUGAACCUCAUCAAACAGGCCCGGCUGAGGGAGAUCUGGCGGGACCGAGUCGAGGCUCAGACCAAGGCCGAGGCAAUGAUCAAGGCCCAGCGCCAAGCCGUCAUCGAUGAGCAGAACCGGAUCGCCGCCGAAGAGGCACGCAAGAAAGCCGAGGCGGAGGCCGAGGAGCGCCGCAAGCAGGCCGAGGCCGAGGCCGAAGAGGAGCGCAAGAAAGCGGCGGCCAAGGCUGAAGAGGAGCGCCAGGCGGCGGCGGCAAAGGCUGCGGAGGAGGACAGGGCCUUCUUCGAGGCGAUGAGCGCUGCCCUGGCCGCGGAAGGCAUUGGCAUGCAAAACAGCGGUGGCGAGGACUGGGGAGCCCAACUUUCUGCCCCAGAGGUAGCGCCCACUGGCAGUGACCAGGCCAGCAACCAGAACAACCAAGCCAUCCAGACCGGCCCCGGCGAUGGCAACUCGGACAACUUUGAGCAGCAGUUCCAGGAAGCCUUCCAAUUCCAAGAUGGUUCCAACCUGCUAUUCGACGAGCCGUUCGAUUUCGAGCGCAUCUUCGCUGCGCAGGAGGCACAGCCGCAGACCGCCGAACAGUCCAACGUCGAACCCUCAGUGCUGGGUGGUACGGACCUGAAUGGGUCUGUCCCGUUCCCAGAAUUUCCGUUCUUUGAUGGCCAGGCCGACGGUGCCAUGGACCAGGACUUCUUCUCGGCCGACGUGCAGGCGCAGUUUCCAGCCAUCUCCGAGGCCAUCUCGGCCAAUGCCAACACCUCCGUUGCUCAGGCUGAGGAGACGAACGAUCUGGUGCCGGCCAAAAAUCCUAGUGGCAAGAAUAAUAAGCCUCGAGACCGUAAGGGAAAGGCUGCCGCCAACGCUCAACCCAGCAACGAGCUCACUUUGGGUUUCCCGUCGACCGCCCCCGGCCCGAUUCAGCAUCAGCAGGCGCCUCAGACAGCCGAUGCUUCCUUCGGCCUCGAUCAAGUUAGGGCCUCGGACCCGUUCGUCUUAGAUGGUGUCCAGUUCAGUUCCCUCAACGAUGGCCAAGGCAUGGCCAGCACCAGCAUUCCCAGCACGGCACAGGCACCUUACGGACCUGUUGGUGGUACCGUCCAGCAGCCGGAGCAAGCGCCCGCAAAGACACAGGCGUCCUCCGCAGCUGGCAGCCCGGCGGCGCAGCAGAACACGCAGGUCCUCGCGGACUACUCCAUCUUCAUGGCGCAGCCGUCUCAGUCGGCGCGCCGGUCUCCUGCUGUGAGCAGCCUCCCGGGCCGUUCCUCGGGGACUCCGGAAAACAAGCGCAAGGCGUCUCAUGGCAUGGAGACACCGACCAAGCGCCGCCAGAGCGUGAAUCAACAGGGCGCCAUCGUUCCGAUUGCCCAGCCGCCUCCUCUGCCGGCGGCCACCCAGGGCGUGCCGACACCCGCCCAAGGCGUCCACACUCCGGCUCGCAGCGUGCAGGUUGCUGCCCAGACCUACAGCACUCCUCAGCAGAUUCCGAUCGACCCGGCGCUCCACUUCGGUGUCUCGCCGCCCAGCCGCUAUACGACUUUCGGCACCGCGAUCAAGGCCGGCGUGUGCGCUGUCGUCAAAGCCAUCUUGACGGAGGCCAGAACCCACGGCACGGUCCUCACACAGGUCUUACUGGACGGUCCUGACGCCGACUUUGGCACUCCCGAGACCAAGGGUCGCAUCAAACAGGCCACCAGAACUUACCUCGACGAGGUCAACGCAUCAAACCCCGAGAGUGACCGGCAAGCGUUCAACAGCGGCGCCUACAAAGCCUUCCACGGUAUCGUCCGGGAGAUCGAGCAGCACGGCACCGUCUUCGGAAAGGAGUUGCUCGUGGGCCAGCCCACCGGUCACGAGCUCCUGGCGGUCAAGCGGUCCAUGGCAACCAGGUACAGGGAGGUCAUCGCGUCGUACACGUCGCCCCCCAGAGUCGACAAUGCCUCUGCCUCGUCGGCCCAGAUCCAGCAGACUCCGACCCGCGGCUCGCGCGCCGCCUCGCAGCAGAACGACAUGGUCAACUCACCGGCCUUGACUGGCAGUCCCGUCCAGGCCCCCGCCAGCUCUCCGCCGCAGAACGGCCACGCCAGCUCGCCGGCUACCGAGCACCCCUAUCCGCUCCUGCCGCUGGAGAACGGCUCUUCGCCUCAGGUGCCGGGCUACGGCGCUUCGACCUCGCAGAUAAUCGGAUACGACACGCCUUCCUACCAGCAGCAAGGUGUCCCGGCCAUGCCCGCAGGGGCGGCCUCCGCCUCGGCCGCGGCGACAGUCUCAGUCAACGAGAUCCUCGAUCGAAUCGCCAGCCGCACUCCUUCUGCCCAGCAGCAGCAGGAGGCCAAGAAGAAGAAGACGCCGGCCCCGCGCAAGCCCCGCGCGCGCAAGUCCUCCUCCACGGCCGCCGCCACCGCGGCCAGCAGUGCCAACCCCGGCGACAACACCUACAUGCCUACCAACGCCCCGAUCCCGACCCCCGGCUCCGCCUCCGGCAGCAAGAGCAACAACAACAAGAGCGCCGGCAGCAAGAAAACCGGCCACUGCAUCCCCAAGAUCUACUACCGCUUCUCAGACCAGGCGUUCUACAUGGUACUGCAGCACUCGCAGACGGAGGAGCAGGCGCAGGACGCCGCGACCACCGCAGCGGCGACUGGCGCAGCGCCGCCGCCGCCGUCGCACCACCGGGUGGGCCGCGGCACGGCGGCGACCGAGGCGGCGCUGGGGCGGUUCCUGGCGGCGGCGCGCGAGCGGCUGGGCGUCGAGCAGUGCCCGGCCUGGUUCGUGUACCGCGACUGGCUGGGGCUGGAGCGGAACCUGGAGGACCUGCAUGCGGCCGUC
Thermothielavioides terrestris NRRL 8126 is the source of this 3237-nucleotide messenger RNA. RefSeq lists its product as uncharacterized. The annotation marks the transcript as partial. Lineage: Eukaryota; Fungi; Ascomycota; Sordariomycetes; Sordariales; Chaetomiaceae. The record is from RefSeq and is a predicted model, not a curated record. The transcript is spliced from 2 exons.